Messenger RNA from Pieris napi, 962 nucleotides. RefSeq lists its product as uncharacterized. Gene Ontology annotation, cellular component: nucleus; transcription regulator complex. Gene Ontology annotation, biological process: regulation of transcription by RNA polymerase II. The coding region runs from base 107 to 784 and encodes 225 amino acids. NCBI's taxonomy places the organism in Eukaryota, Metazoa, Arthropoda, Insecta, Lepidoptera, Pieridae. The record is from RefSeq and is a predicted model, not a curated record. Gene Ontology annotation, molecular function: DNA binding. The transcript is spliced from 2 exons.
CACGAACCGACAUUUUGUUUACGUCGCGACUUGUGGCAUUGACGUGUUUUUAUGAAAUGUGCGAACGCGUCCCUCGAUAGUAUCGUUGUAAUAAGUUUUAUUUAAAAUGCGUGUAUUUAAAUACGAUGUUGUUCAACUAAUUACUGCAAUUCAUAAACGACCUUGCUUGUGGGAUAAAACAGUUGAGAUUUACAAAGAUCGCACAGAACGGAGAACCGCUUGGGAAGAAGUUUUCACAAUAGUAGACGAUGGUUAUAAUGAUUUAAGUGCUGAGGAGAAACGAAUUACCGGAGAGAAAAUUAUAUGUAAAUGGACGAACAUACGCGAUACUUUCGUUAAAUCGCUUAGAACUCGCAUGGGUGCACCAAAAAGGAAAUACGUUUACUACGACCAUCUAACCUUUCUUUUAAAGUCUCAAGCAGAGGAAUUCGACACCAACGGCGAACCCGUGUUCUUUAUAAACCAUGAUAACACGCCUAAAAAAGACGGUUCUAGAAAACGAUCGAGAAGAACGGAGCCUGUUACGUCUGAGAGCGAUUAUGAACAGAAUCAGAAUUCAGAAGUUAUGUUAGAACAAUCUCAAAGUGACAAUGAAAUUGAGCAAAGUGUAUUGGUAGAUACAAGCGAUGCUAGAGUAAUGAAUGAAGACGAGGCUUUCUUUGCGUCACUCCUACCUUCAGUAGUAAAAUAUAAUGAAGAUGAAAGGCUGGAAUUCAGAAUGGAAGUAUUAGGAGUCAUGAAGAAAAUAAGAGAUAAAAGACAUUGGAGUACAAAAAUUGAAUGAAGUAAAAUGCUGUGAGAGAAAAUAAUUCGAUAUUACGAAACCCAGUAAGCAAAUUUAAAAUCUUACCAGAAGGUCAGAUAAGAUCUUGGUAAUUUAAAAUGCGAGAACGUGUACGAACAUAGUGAAAAUUGUAUAAACACAUUUUAAGUUAAUUAAGCUAAUAUGAUAUGUUAUGUUA